GAAGUAAAGUCUUUAAGAAUGUAGAAAAUUGAAACCCCAAAUAUUGUAUUGAUCAGUUUAAUUUCUACACUCUGAAUAUUGAAUGGUACAUAUAUAUUAAAAAAGAAACAAAGAAAAGGAACAUUGACACCGUCGCAGCGCAGCAGGCGAGGAUUCUCUCAGCUGAUUUAAAUUCAGGUCGAGACUGGAGACUGACCCUGAGAGAGAAAAGAGAGAAGAGAGAAGAGAGAUGGACCUCAUGUCGAUCUGCUCGCCAUCAUCAUCUUCAUCUUCAUCGUCUUCUGCAUCUGGAUCUUCGAGCAGCAGCACCAAAGCUUGGAUUGUGCACGGCGUGGUCGUCGGAGCGGCCAUCGUGGCGGCCAUCGGUGCCCACGCGUAUGUUCUGCUCCACCGAUCCUCCAAGUUUCGCAGCCGAGUCGUUGGAAUUAUACCGGCUCGCUUCGCUUCGUCCCGGUUUCAGGGCAAGCCUCUCGUGGAAAUCCUCGGGAAGCCCAUGAUUCAGAGAACAUGGGAAAGGGCAAAACUGGCAACUACAUUGGAUCAUGUUGUUGUGGCAACAGAUGACGAAAAAAUUGCAGAAUGCUGUCGAGGAUUUGGUGCUGAUGUGAUAAUGACUUCAGAAUCAUGUCAAAAUGGUACUGAACGAUGCAAUGAAGCACUUCAAAAGCUUGAGAAGAAAUAUGAUGUUGUAGUCAAUAUUCAGGGGGAUGAGCCUCUUAUUGAACCUGAGAUAAUUGACGGAGUUGUUAAAGCUCUACAGGCAUCCCCUGAUGCAGUGUUCAGCACUGCGGUCACACCUUUAAAACCUGAAGAUGGAUAUGAUCCAAAUCGGGUGAAAUGUGUAGUGGACAACCGUGGUUAUGCAAUCUAUUUCUCAAGAGGGCUUAUUCCAUAUAAUAAGUCUGGAAAGGUCAAUCCACAGUUCCCAUACUCGCUUCAUCUUGGCAUUCAAAGCUAUGAUACAAAGUUCUUAAAGAUAUACCCAGAACUUCCACCUACUCCACUGCAAUUGGAAGAAGAUCUGGAACAGCUCAAAGUCCUUGAGAAUGGUUAUAAGAUUAAGGUUAUAAAAGUUGAUCACGAGGCUCAUGGGAUAGACACACCAGAAGAUGUCGAAAAAAUAGAAACCUAUAUGCGAGAAAGGAACUUCUUGUAGUUCAUGGACGCCCUAGGCUGUGAGCAUGCUAUUACUUGUCCAUUUUCAUGUGGAACUUGUAACCUUGUACUUACAUAGAACAUUUAUGCGAGUCAUUUACCAUUUUGUAAAAUUUUUGUUCCCAGAAGUGUCAGAACCUUGUUUAGGCGUAUUUUGUAUAAUUAUUGUUCCCAGUGAUUACCAUGUCUGAUGGGGAAUGGUGUGUGAAUAAGUGUGAUGAGGAAUGUAUCCAUGGUCUUAUUUU
Messenger RNA from Malania oleifera, 1400 nucleotides. RefSeq names its product 3-deoxy-manno-octulosonate cytidylyltransferase, mitochondrial. Bases 230 to 1156 code for a protein of 308 amino acids. The record is from RefSeq and is a predicted model, not a curated record. The transcript is spliced from 8 exons. Gene Ontology annotation, cellular component: cytosol. Gene Ontology annotation, molecular function: 3-deoxy-manno-octulosonate cytidylyltransferase activity. Lineage: Eukaryota; Viridiplantae; Streptophyta; Magnoliopsida; Santalales; Ximeniaceae.